GCCUGAAACUCGUGUGGAACUGAUAUUCGAAGAAUUGGAAAUACCCAUGGUUAAUGACAGUUGCAAUUUAGACAAACUAACCAUAUUCGAUGCUGAAUCCCUCAAUAUGAACGCUGUCAUCGAUGUCCUGUGUGGCAAUUCGUCGAGUGGUACUAGGCAUAUCCUCAGCACCGGACCGGAUCUUUUAAUUGAAUUCAAUGCAAGUUCUAAUGUAACGGCAAAAGGUUUUCGUGGUAAAUUCAAAUUUAUACCGAAUAAUGAAAUUAUGGAAAUGAAGAAGGCGAACAAAGCUACAGAUAUACCAUUUGUGGCGGAUAUGUAUAGUGGUGGGGGUGGUAGUGGUGUCACGGCUGCAGGUGGUGGUACCAUUAUUGACAAUAGUUUGGCUGGAAUAAAAGUUGACAACAAUGUCAUGCGGAGCGGUGGUCUCACAACUGCACGAAAACAAAACUUAAUGGCUUUCAAUGCAAUGGACAAUGCCAAAGUUGUUAAAGGUUUUACAAAGGAAGGGACACCUAUACGCGUGGAUUUUUAA
Messenger RNA from Musca vetustissima, 535 nucleotides. RefSeq lists its product as uncharacterized. NCBI's taxonomy places the organism in Eukaryota, Metazoa, Arthropoda, Insecta, Diptera, Muscidae. The transcript is spliced from 4 exons. The record is from RefSeq and is a predicted model, not a curated record. The annotation marks the transcript as partial.